GACCACUUCCGGCGCGGACCAGAAGUGGCGCUCCUGAGCCUCCCGGGAGGCGGGAUGGCGGCUCGGGCCGCGCUGCUGCUGCUUCUGCUGGGAGCGGCGGGAGCCGGCCCCGCCCCGGCGCAGGGUUCUCGGGGCGACCGGGAGCCCGUCUACCGGGAGUGCCUGACCCACUGCGAGAGGCGCAACUGCUCCGGGGCCGGGCUGCGGCACUUCCGCUCCCGCCAGCCACUCUACAUGAGCCUGACAGGCUGGACCUGCAAAGACGAUUGCAAAUAUGAAUGUAUGUGGCUUACGGUGGGCCUUUACGUCCAAGAAGGCUACAAAGUGCCUCAAUUUCAUGGAAAGUGGCCCUUUUCCCGUUUCCUGUUUUUUCAGGAACCUGCUUCUGCCUUUGCUUCAUUCCUUAAUGGACUUGCCAAUUUUGUGAUGCUGAACAGAUACAAAGCUCUUGUCCCUCGUUCUUCUCCCAUGUACCAUACUUGUAUCGCCUUUGCUUGGGUUUCUUUAAAUGCCUGGGUCUGGUCUACAGUUUUCCACACUCGAGAAACAAACCUAACUGAGAAAAUGGACUAUUUUUGUGCAUCAGCAGUCAUCCUUCAUUCUAUUUACUUGUGUUGUGUCAGAACCCUGGGCCUGAAACAUCCAACCUUUGCUAACGCCUUUGGGUGCUUCCUGCUGCUCUUCCUGGCCUGCCACGUCUCGUAUCUCACGCUUGUGCGCUUUGACUAUGGUUACAACAUGGCUGCUAAUGUGGCAAUUGGCCUUCUCAAUCUUUUUUGGUGGCUGGGCUGGUGCGUGAGGAAUCAACAACGUCUGCCUUACGUCUGGAAGUGUGUGGCAGUUGUGCUACUGCUCCAGGCUUUGGCUCUUCUGGAGCUUCUGGAUUUCCCACCAUUGCUUUGGGUCUUUGAUGCCCAUGCCAUCUGGCACAUCAGCACUAUCCCUGUCAACAUCCUUUUCUACAGUUUCCUUGUUGACGACAGCCUUUAUCUCUUGAAGGCCAACUCUGACAUUCUUAAAAUAGACUAAACCCUUUGGUGAAAUAUAGCUCGGAGCAAGGCAUACAGCUUUAUGGAAGAUACCCCUCAAUUACUUCCAUCAUCCAAGGAGUGCAGAGCUUUAGGCCUACUUUGUUCUAAGUAUCGGUGACAAUUUGCACUCCUGUUUCUGCUCUUCUACACCUAAAGCAUCCAUAUCUGGAUUCUGUUGCCAUGAAUGGACUGCCUUCUUUCCUAACUAUGUCAAGAUUUACAUACCUUCUCCCCUGGAACUUGAUUUGGGUUCCUUAUUUUGCCUUCCCAACAAUUUUCAUGCCUCUCUGGAGAGAGCAGGGACUGAUUAGCUUGUUCUACCCAGUUCCUUUUUUUUCUUUUAUGAGUGGCUUUAUUGUAGGUGCACUUGCUGGUCCAGAAGGUUUUGCUAACAGGGCAUCAAAAUGAGCACUGAAAAUGGCAGUAGCUGUUUUUGCCAAACUGGAGCUUGUUUGUGUAGAAACCUUCUAUGGCUGAUUUGGAAGAUCAAUUACGUGAGCAAAGAAAUUGUUAUACUGCUUUCCUAAGAGGCAGGGCCAUCCCUGCCAUUAGGUAAAGUGAAGCAGUCAAUUUAGAUAUCAGAUAUGAAGAUGAGAAACAAGAAUGACUGUAUGUUCUACAAAAUCUGUCCUGGACUCCCCCUUUUUUUUUUUUUUUGGCUUCUGUCCUCAGAUGCAGUGGGAGACAUUAUUCCUUCUCUACUGUUAAAGAUUCAGCUGUCACUCUAAUCAGGUUUUAUGUACAAAAUGGAGGGAUGCACAGCAAAUGUCUUGAGAAGGCUAUUUUUUUGUUCUUUGCCAAAUAUCAGGAACUUGCUUCUACUCUAGAAAGGAGAACAGAAGAUUGAUGCUGUGUUGUAAUUAUUUCUCUUAAACAAGCAACAGCACAUAUAUCCUGUCCCAAUUAUAAUUUAUCCCUCCUUAUUGCUGUAUACAUACUCUUGAGACACUCAAUUAUUACUACUAUAUCAUCUGUUCUGGGGUGCUAUGUCCUAGGAUUUGGUGUCUAAGCCAUGGCCCAAAUUAUGUUUGGAGAAAAUCUUAAGGAAUCAUGCUAGAAAACAAAAUGGCUGAAAUGAAUACUGUGAAAUUUCCAUCAGAGACUAUUUUUACCAGGCUGUGGAAGUUAUUUAAGGAUUUUUCAAGAUGAAAUGCAAGCCAGAGCUAGCAAAGAAAUAAAUAGCAUUACUCUUUUCCAUCUGCUCACUAUUUUUAAAAUAGCAAUAUAGACACUAUCAACUGGAGUGGGGGCUGAGCAUGUGGACGAUAAGAUUUGUUUCGCUGUAUCCAGCCAAAACUCCAUCCGGGCCAUUGCCAUCAGUUGCAGUCAGCUGUGGCCAAGAAGUUCACAAGCAAGACCCGACAAGAAGAUUUUUCCUCUGCUACCUAUCUCCAGCAUCUCUGAAGUCUGUUUUCUCAGGUUUUGUUUUCAGCUGCUCUGGCUAGUCAUCAUUGGACCAAUCAAACCCCUUUGAGUUGGAUUCAUGAAGCCUGAAAAUUUAUUGUGUACUUUUGGCAUCCAAUCCAUCUUCUUUCUGUCUUUUGGAAGAGCUUGCAGCUAAAAGAGGAGUCCCUUCCAGUUUGGGACAGAAAGCAUAAAACUGUUUCUGCCAACACGCAAGGUUGAUUUCUUGCACCUUCCCUGCAGUGCUUCUAACCUUCCCACAUCUUGGUCAUCUGGAAAUGAUAGCACUACUCAUUAGGGACCCAUUAGGGUCAGCAAUGAUCUGAGAUACACAAAUGUGUUCAGCCUCUUAGAAAGAUCUUCCAGAAGACAACCCAGAAGAGGAAGCAGAGGAGGCCAGAAGUGCCUUUUGUGCAAAGAGUGCCAAAGUGUUUCUAAGGUUCCCAGGACUAAAAAAAAGAACCAAAGUUUUAAAAGAGACAAUGGAUCGCUCAUAUAGGUGUUGUGACUAAUCGGCCACUAGGUGGCAAUGGACACCAAUUCACCAGUGCUUUGAAAAGUUCCUUUUUAAUCAGAUGUUAGACUUUUCAUACUUUGUUUUAAUGCUGUGCUUUUGUUUUCAAAAUCAAGGGUUUCUUUAUUAAAUUGCUAAAGGGUACUUUGGAUGCAUAUAUACUGUGCCGUGAAUGCCGUUUGACACUACUAUAAUUGCUGUGGCUCAAUUCUAUGAAAUAGUGGGAUCUGUAGUUUUAUUUGCUCUUUAGCCUUCUUUGCCAAAAGUGUAUUGGUGCCUCACCAAUCUACAAAUCUCAGGAUUCCAUCAGACUGAGCCAGAGCAGUUAAAAUGGUGUCAAACUGCAUUUUACAGUGUAGAGACAGCUUAAGAGAAGAUUUGCCAAUCCUUUGUCUUUUGCAGGAUAUAGCCACAGAGUAUGGUUGUAUUCUUCUGUGUUACCAGCAUGUGCGACUUCUUCGCAGUGUACUGAGGUUCUUUGGCAACUGGGCCAGUGUGCAAAAAGUUUAGUGAGAUAGGAAGAUUUUUAAAAGCCUUUGUUUCAGUGGAUUAUGUUUACCAUUAGAAUUUUCACCAAAUCCGGGAAGAGAAGGACUAGAAAGUUAUGUUUCAUUGUGACUACUCACCCAUCCCUUGGUGACAGAACUCCAUGCCUCUGAAGGUUGUGUGGCAGGCAGAUAUUUAGGAUUCAAAGCUAUCUCCACAGUCAGAGCAUCUCCAUGUCAAGUAAUAGAGCUGGAUAAUGGAGUGCUUCUCAGACUGUAAAUUACUUUUUUUCCUCGUAUCAAGUGUAUGCUGAUUGGCUACAGUUGUUCCUUUUUUUACUGGAAAAUUGCACGGACCAGCAGCCAAUAGCUCAUGGAUCAGCACCAGUCUAGGAACAUCCAUUGGUGUCAUGAUUAGUGUGUUAAGCUGAGACUUGUAAGAUUUGGGCUCUAGUCUUCAUUUAGCUAAAAGUCAGUGGCUAACCUAGUGUGAGUUACUCCUGGCCUGAUCUACCCCAGAGGAUUCUUGUGGAAAGUGGAGAACUUUUGAACUCAUUGUAGGAAUAGUGGAGUAUAAAUGUAAUAGAGGAAUAUAAUAAUACACCUUUGGUGCCUGGUCAAGUUCUGCCUGUUUUAUAGCUGCUCAAAAGCAUGGGGAGAACCCUGCCAAGAAAAAAAGCAGACAGAUCUUUUUAUCCUCCCCAUCAAAUGUGGAUGGAGCUCACAAUGUGCCAGAGGAGAGCAAACAAAGGGGAUCCAAACAGAUUGGCCUUCAUUGUCAGGUUGUUAGAACAGUUGGCAAAAAUGUAAACUUGAAUAAGUAUGCCUGGUAUAGGUGGAGUUUUAUUGUCAGACUCGGUUAUUACCCAGAUUUUAAAAUUACAGAAUAAAGACCAGGACCUUUCCAUGCAAUUCUAUAACAGAGAUUCAGAAUUUAGCUCAUGGAUUCAAUCUCCUGGAAGCUUCAUGUUUUGUACUCAUAAAAAAAACAAUCAUGCUAUUUCGUGCAUACCUGUUGUGAUUGAACUGUGACUGAUUGCCAUUAUGCAGUCAGGAAAAUACCAUUCUGCAAGGAGGUAUUGGAUACUUUUUGUGCAAUGUCUGCAUUCUGCAAUACUUGCAUUCUGUCAUCAAGGGGAUUCCAGCCACUAAUGCUAAUAUUCUGCAGACUUCUGUGUAAACAUGUUAGCUAGCUUUCCCAACUUGAUGCCUUCCAGAUGUUUUGAGCUAGUGUCUUCUUCCUCAGCAAGCUUGAUCAAUAACUAUUGUGGCUAGGGAUUGUUUGGGACUUGUAGUCCAAAAAAGAUAAAACCAGGGCACCAGGUUGAAGAAGGACAAAGUGUAGUAUAUAUCAGAGAUGUGAAACAUAUUGAAAGUGUCGAAACUACCUCUGCAGUUUGCCCAUGUCUCCAAAGGUGCCAGGGCCAAACUAGAAGGAACAUGUGGUAGGCAUGCUCCUACUGUCACUGUUAGCACACCCCUCCUCUGUAAGCAGAGUUAUGCAUGGGAAGACAACCAAGCUGGUUGGGAAAGGGAUGCAAAGUUGGGACCACUGGUCUUCUCACUGACACAGCAGGAGGAGCCAGCUUGCUGUGCUCUUCACUUGGUUGCCAGGGCCAACUGCACAGUACUUUUGGGCCUCCAGGACAUUUUUGCAUGCUUGCUUUUAUAUAGUAUCCACCUUCAGAUUAACUCUAAUCCUGUUGCUAUAGUCAAAAAACCACUUCUCUUCUAUUGGCCCCUGCAGUGCCCCCAGUUUCUAAGAACUGUACAUUCCACACAAGCUUUGCCAACCUUUUUGGCUGGGAGCUUGGAAACUGGAUGGCUGCAGGUGACCUGUUCAGGCUUGCAUCUAAGGCCAUGGCAUUUGUCCCGAAGGUCAGAGAAUGUCAGAGAGCUGCUUUCCAGAAUCUUUUGAGACAAAGCUCUUGGUCCGAAGGCAGCCGUGAUAGUAACCCUGUCAUUGUUUUGCAUGCAGACGAUUUGGGGUUCAUAUCAUGGCAUUUCCAGUGAAAAGUUCAAGGUAGAAAGAGUUCUGUCUGGAGCAGUACUGUUAAUGUACACAGUCCUGUGCUGAACAGACAAACAGACUGCAGUUCUAUUGAUGACAGAUGCAGGCAUAGCCUACAAUUGUCUAUGUGUUGUAUGUUGUAGAAGAAGGAAUAUAACAACAGUAAGGGGAGUCUUACAAUUGUGGUGGAAGCCUUUAUCGUCUUCAUUUUAAGGGAGAAGUCUUAUGAUCGUGGCAGAAACUAUGCUGGAAACAAGCAAAACCAGAAUACUCCCAGGCUCACCCCUUUCUCCUUUUUGUGCCCUUACGGAACUGUACCCAGAAGGCUCAUCCACUUCCCUCAUCCUUGAUGGUAUUAGUGCAUUGAGAAAGUUUACAGGAUCGCAGCAAUAGUUUGACUUGUUAUAAAGGCAGGUGCCAAUUUUCUAAUCACUGUGGCUGAAAACUCAGUGAAAUGAUAGAACGGAUGCCUUCUACUACUUAAUGAUUCAAAAUUCUGUAUCAAGAGCUAUGUUUUGCAAAUGUGGCAGAUUAUACUGAGUAUAUGCAUACAUAUUUUUUUUUCUGAUCUGUUCUAUUUUUUGGCCUGACUAGGUCUGUUUCUGUUCUUUAUGGGGCAGGAAUGAGAAGCUAUGCUGGCUGGGAGAUCAUGAAAGUUAAUGUCCAGUCCAUCUGUGGGACGCCAGGUUGGGGGAAACCGAGUUAUACUGUGAAGUAUUCUGUGGUGAAUUUCAUUGUGUGUCACUGCUGGGGUAUCAGUUUGCAAAUCAAAUCUUUUGGGACUUAUGUCUCAAUUGAUGUAUGCUGUAAUUCCAAUAAAAGAAUGGUAAUUAAAUUUAA
Messenger RNA from Anolis carolinensis (green anole), 6285 nucleotides. RefSeq names its product post-GPI attachment to proteins phospholipase 3 (gene pgap3). Gene Ontology annotation, cellular component: endoplasmic reticulum membrane. NCBI's taxonomy places the organism in Eukaryota, Metazoa, Chordata, Lepidosauria, Squamata, Anolidae. Gene Ontology annotation, biological process: GPI anchor biosynthetic process. Bases 55 to 1029 code for a protein of 324 amino acids. The record is from RefSeq and is a predicted model, not a curated record. The transcript is spliced from 8 exons. Gene Ontology annotation, molecular function: hydrolase activity, acting on ester bonds.